AUGCACCCGUUCGACCUUAGUCGCCUUCCGAAGCAGACAUUUAUCGAUGCCCACAGUGAGCGUUCAUUGUUCAUGGAGAUCUUUGAGCCGACCGGACUGAAGCCGAACCAUCAAUGGCUUUCUUCCACAAGCAUUACCUGCAAAGAACCGCCGGUCACGUUCAUCGGCGUUCUGCCACCAUUCAACGAGAAGGCGUUGUUCCUGCACUUUCUGUUCACUCGUCUGACCGGUUUAGGUGUUUUUCAGUUUGGCCCACCAGAACUUCUUCUCUACGUGUCUGCCCAGAAAUACGUGCUUCUUCCCCCGGCGAAUGCCGAGACGAAACUUUCCAAAAUGCUGCGCUGGCGUCGCGACGAGUACGAGCUGUACUUCGAUAUCAAGCUUUUACUGUCGGAACCGUUCUCUUCGUUCUUCCCACCGUUGAAAACUCCGAAGAAGUUGAAGUACGCUAAUUAUAUAAGAGAGGCUGAUGUCAAAACUGACCAGUUAUACCUUUUGGAUAUGAAGGUGAAAGAAAAGCUUCCGUUCGAGAAGCCAGACGCGAUUAGCGUCGAACACUUGAUUGGCGGCUUUACUUUCCUGCAUCGGCAACUGACCAUUGCACCGAUGGGUACUCCUCUGAAAUUAAUAGUUAGCAGCACUCUCUCAGGCAUUGAACCGUACUUGGAACAGAAUGGCAUCGAGCUCGAAGUAGCCAUUGGAUCUCUUGACUUACAACAAAUUCUCAAACUGUACUCUUUGGUACUUAAAUGGACAGGAUUUCCAACUAGCGCUUUCUUUUACGAAUUAGAUUCAUGGGUUGAAAAUGCUUUGGUGAUGCCAGAUAAAUGUGUAUCGGUUUAA
Soboliphyme baturini is the source of this 843-nucleotide messenger RNA. The record is from the annotation of a GenBank genome assembly. Lineage: Eukaryota; Metazoa; Nematoda; Enoplea; Dioctophymatida; Soboliphymatidae.